Messenger RNA from Arabidopsis arenosa, 645 nucleotides. Lineage: Eukaryota; Viridiplantae; Streptophyta; Magnoliopsida; Brassicales; Brassicaceae. The record is from the annotation of a GenBank genome assembly.
AUCUACGUCAAUGUUGAUUACUUUGAUACGAAAAUCUACCAAAGUAAGAAUCUUGACCCAGAGAGAAUCAUGAAAGGUUGCAGCUUAGAUCUCCACCUAUCUCCAAUGGCCUCUACGCUUCAAUCUUGUCGCCAAGAUUCUACGGUUAAUGAUCAUUCUUCAGCCAUAAGAUCUAAGGAAAUUAAUGCAUUUCAUAGUGGGAGAUUAAGUGAGUACGAUCUUGUAGAGAUCCAGAUGAGGGCAAUAAUAGAGAUGGCGAGCAAGGAGCGUGAAGUAACGGCGUUAGAGUUGGCCCCGAUGAGACUGGAAUCACCGUUAGGGUGUUCGGUGAAGAGAUCGGUGAAAACGUUCUUGGAGAAGAGGAAUAAGAGAAGCAAAUCUGUUACACCUAACACCUCUACCUCCUCAUCCUCCUCCUCUCCUCAUAAUUUCUAAACAUGAUUUUAUUAUGUUUUCCUUCUAAUUAUCAAUCAAAAAACAAAAGAAAAUCUUUCUCUUUUUUUUCUAAUAUGGGAUUUUAUAGCUCGUAUUUUUCUCUCGUCAUUUUUCCCGUUACUCGGACGAUGAAUUUCGAGUUUUUUUUGUUCUGUUUUAAAUCAAGACGUUGUAUUACCAUUGGAGUCUGUAUAAAAUUCAGAUCAUUUG